Molecule: messenger RNA, 6617 nt
Organism: Coregonus sp. 'balchen'
Lineage: Eukaryota; Metazoa; Chordata; Actinopteri; Salmoniformes; Salmonidae
Source: the annotation of a GenBank genome assembly
AUGGAAGUGCGGGUCACAUGUCUCCAACAGACGCUUUUAAUAAAACUUCAGAGAGAGUAGGCGAGUAACCCCCACGUGAUACAUCAAAACAAGUAUUUGAAAGAGAACCCUAACAAAGGUAGUAGCUUGCUACCAAAACAUUGGUUUGUAACUUUUUAUGAAAUAGAAAUUGAUGAGAGUAACCCCGCCCCCCACAGCUCCAGAGGAAGCGACACAUAGGAAAUGACAUCGUAGGAGUGGUGUUCCAGGAAGAGGCCACACCCUUCGUAGCAGACAUGAUUGCCUCAAACUUCCUCCACGCCUUCAUACUGGUGCAGGUGGACAACCCCUGUACCCAACACACCACCUACAAGGUACUGAACAUACACACACACACUCUAACCCAGGGUUGGCCCGCAAGUAAUAUUUUUGGACCCCCAAAAUAUAUAUUUAAAAACAUACACUACCGUUCAAAAGUUUGGGGUCACUUAGAAAUGUCCUUGUUUUCGAAAGAAAAGCAAUUUUUUUGUCCAUUAAAAUAACAUCAAAUUGAUCAGAAAUACAGUGUAGACAUUAUUAAUGUUGUAAAUGGCUAUUGUAGCUGGAAACGGCUGAUUUAUAAUGGAAUAUCUACAUAGGCGUACAGAGGCCCAUUAUCAGCAACCAUCAGUCCUGUGUUCCAAUGGCACGUUGUGUUUGCUAAUGCAAGUUUAUCAUUUUAAAAGGCUAAUUGAUCAUUAGAAAACCCUUUUGCAGUUAUGUUAGCACAGCUGAAAACUGUUGUGCUGAUUAAAGAAGCAACAAAACUGGCCUUCUUGAGACUAGUUGAGUAUCUGGAGCAUCAGCAAUUGUGGGUUCGUUUACAGGCUCGAGUUGCAAAGAAAAAGCCAUAUCUCAGACUCCUUUUCUUUUUAUUGGCCAGUCUGAGAUAUGGCUUUUUCUUUGCAACUCUGCCUAGAAGGUCAGCAUCCCGGAGUCGCCUCUUCACUGUUGACAUUGAGACUGGUGUUUUGUGGGUACUAUUUAAUGAAGCUGCCAGUUGAGGACCAGUGAGGCGUCUGUUUCUCAAACUACACACUCAAAUGUAUUUGUCCUCUUGCUCAGUUGUGCACCGGGGCCUCCCACUCCUCUUUCUAUUCUGGUUAGAGCCAGUUUGCGCUGUUCUGUGAAGGGAGUAGUACACAGCAUUGUACGAGAUCUUCAGUUUCUUGGUAAUUUCUCGCAUUGAAUAGCCUUCAUUUCUCAGAACAAGAAUAGACUGACGAGUUUCAGAAGAAAGUUAUUUGUUUCUGGCCAUUUUGAGCCUGUAAUCGAACCCACAAUUGCUGAUGCUCCAGAUACUCAACUAGUCUCAAGAAGGCCAGUUUUAUAGCUUCUUUAAUCAGCACAACAGUUUUCAGCUGUUCUAACAUAAUUGCAAAAGGGUUUUCUAAUGAUCAAUUAGCCAUUUAAAAUGAUAAACUUGGAUUAGCAAACACAACGUGCCAUUGGAACACAGGACUGAUGGUUGCUGAUAAUGGGCCUCUGUACACCUAUGUAGAUAUUCCAUAAAAUAUCAGCCGUUUCUAGCUACAAUAGCCAUUCACAACAUUAACAAUGUCUACACUGUAUUUCUGAUCAAUUUGAUGUUAUUUUAAUGGACAAAAAAAUUGCUUUUCUUUCGAAAACAAGGACAUUUCUAAGUGACCCCAAACUUUUGAACGGUAGUGUAUAUACACUGCUCAAAAAAAUAAAGGGAACACUAAAAUAACACAUCCUAGAUCUGAAUGAAUGAAAUAAUCUUAUUAAAUACUUUUUUCUUUACAUAGUUGAAUGUGCUGACAACAAAAUCACACAAAAAUUAUCAAUGGAAAUCAAAUUUAUCAACCCAUGGAGGUCUGGAUUUGGAGUCACCCUCAAAAUUAAAGUGGAAAACCACACUACAGGCUGAUCCACCUUUGAUGUAAUGUCCUUAAAACAAGUCAAAAUGAGGCUCAGUAGUGUGUGUGGCCUCCACGUGCCUGUAUGACCUCCCUACAACGCCUGGGCAUGCUCCUGAUGAGGUGGCGGAUGGUCUCCUGAGGGAUCUCCUCCCAGACCUGGACUAAAGCAUGGAGCGAGACAUGAUGUCCCAGAUGUGCUCAAUUGGAUUCAGGUCUGGGGAACGGGCGGGCCAGUCCAUAGCAUCAAUGCCUUCCUCUUACAGGAACUGCUGACACACUCCAGCCACAUGAGGUCUAGCAUUGUCUUGCAUUAGGAGGAACCCAGGGCCAACCGCACCAGCAUAUGGUCUCACAAGGGGUCUGAGGAUCUCAUCUCGGUACCUAAUGGCAGUCAGGCUACCUCUGGCGAGCACACGGAGGGCUGUGCGGCCCCCCAAAGAAAUGCCACCCCACACCAUGACCCACCGCCAAACCGGUCAUGCUGGAGGAUGUUGCAGGCAGCAGAACGUUCUCCACGGCGUCUCCAGACUCUGUCACGUCUGUCACGUGCUCAGUGUGACCCUGCUUUCAUCUGUGAAGAGCACAGGGCGCCAGUGGCGAAUUUGGCAAUCUUGGUGUUCUCUGGCAAAUGCCAAACGUCCUGCACGGUGUUGGGCUGUAAGCACAAUCCCCACCUGUGGACGUCGGGCCCUCAUACCACCCUCAUGGAGUCUGUUUCUGACCGUUUGAGCAGACACAUGCACAUUUGUGGCCUGCUGGAGGUCAUUUUGCAGGGCUCUGGCAGUGCUCCACCUGCUCCUCCUUGCACAAAGGCGGAGGUAGCAGUCCUGCUGCUGGGUUGUUGCCCUCCUACGGCCUCCUCCACGUCUCCUGAUGUACUGGCCUGUCUCCUGGUAGCCCCUCCAUGCUCUGGACACUACGCUGACAGACACAGCAAACCUUCUUGCCACAGCUCGCAUUGAUGUGCCAUCCUGGAUGAGCUGCACUACCUGAGCCACUUGUGUGGGUUGUAGACUCCGUCUCAUGCUACCACUAGAGUGAAAGCACCAAAAGUGCAGCAUUCAAAAGUUACCAAAACAUCAGCCAGGAAGCAUAGGAACUGAGAAGUGGUCUGUGGUCACCACCUGCAAAACCAGUCCUUUAUUGGGGGUGUCUUGCUAAUUGCCUAUAAUUUCCACCUGUUGUCUAUUCCAUUUGCACAACAGCAUGUGACAUUUAUUGUCAAUCAGUGUUGCUUCCUAAGUGGACAGUUUGAUUUCACAGAAGUGUGAUUCACUUGGAGUUACAUUGUGUUGUUUAAGUGUUCCCUUUAUUUUUUUGAGCAGUGUAUAAUAACAUGUUGUUGUUUUUUUUUGGGGGGGGGGGGUUUAGUUUUGGGUUACAAAACACUGUAAAAUCACCAGGAAUUCAGCAAAACUGUUCCCAAAUAUUCCCACGAAUAAAAAAAAGAGACGUGAUCGUAAUCAAGGUAUGAAAUGAUUGUUAUUUUGAAAUACAAUUUAUUUUUGGGCUUAGUUUUGGUCAAUUUGCAUUGUACAAAUUAUUAUAACUAUGUUCCGGCCCCCCGACCAUCUGCUCCGACAAAAAUCGGCCCGCGGCUGAAUCUAGUUGUCUACCCCUUCUCUAACUUAACAUACACACGCAGAUGACGACAACUCUGAUCAUUAUGGUUAUGAUUGACAGGUGUCAGUCACUGCCCGAGAGGAUGUUCCUUCAUUUGGCCCACCCCUCCCCAGUCCAGCAGUGUUUAAAAAGGUGAGAGCAGCCUGACGAGGUUUAGGAAACACUGUCUAUUCUGAGAGAAUUCAAAUAGAUUUCAGCUUUUACCUAUUAAUGAAUAAUUGCUCUGGGCUUUGAGACCAUUUGUUAAAUUUGUCUGUUCUCUCUCUCUCUCUCGUCCAGUCGCUCCUUCCCUCUCUCUCUCUCUCGCUCUGCUCUCUCCUCUCUCUCUCUCGCUCUUCUCUCUCCUCUCUCUCUCUCUCUUCUUGUCCCUGCUCUCUUCCUCUCUCCUGCCUCUCUCUGCCUCUCUCUGCCUCUCUCUGCCUCUCUCUGCCUCUCCCUCUGUCCCUCCCUCCAGGGUCCAGAGUUCAGAGAGUAUCUGCUCACCAAGUUGAUCAAUGCAGAGAAUGCCUGCUACAAGAGUGACAGAUUCGCCAGGCUGGAGGUGGGUAAUAAAUAAUAGUUAUUUUAAUGUUAUAUUUUAUAUACUGUUAAGCACAUUGCGUACUACAGAGGGAGUCUCAGACCCACCUAAACCUAGGAGGACAACCCCAGACCCAAGCCAAAACCGUGUUUAUGUUGUCUUGAAUGGUCUCUCUCAAGUCUAAGACCACAAGGUCAAGAUUUUACCUCAGGUCAAAUGUAUAACAUAUUGAAGUGAAUUUUAUGGGGUUUAUAUUACUUGUGUGUGUGUGUGUGUAGGAGCGGACGCGGGCGGCCCUGCUCGACGGUCUACAUGACGAGCUUUACAGACACACCCAGCACAUGCUGGGAGUGGGCGUCGGCCCCGAGGAGGAGCGGGCAGAGAACGGACACGGCCACGGAGGACUGCUGGAGUCCAUCAAGGUCACACACACAACUCUCUCUCUCAUUUCAUGUUUCCCUCUCUCCUACCUCCACAUAUUUUAACUCAAAAGGGCAUUCAUUAAUGCGUGAACAAGAAUCACUUUUCUCUCUCUUUCUCUCCCCCAGAGGGCGAUGCGAGGAAGGAGUGUCUCCAUGGAGAUGAUGGCAAAGGGUGGAGGAGGUGGCAUGCCCACCAGUCUGAGUGGAGGGGUUCUGCCCCACAGCAGCUCUGAUGUGAGGGAGGGGUGAGGGAAGGCUUGAGGAGGUGGGAGAGACAGUAGGGGGGAGUGGGGAUGAUGGGGUGGUUAAAAAGGUGAGGACAGGGGGACAGUGAGGCGUAUAAUUGAUAAAAUGCCGUUACAACUUCUCACCCAUCUUGGUCUCUUUCCCCUACUUCUUCCCUACUCCUCUCUCUCUCAGGCGACUAAUGUUAAGUCUCCAGUGAAACGUCGCUCUGGUCUUUUCCCUCGCCUGCUCAGUAUAGACAGCCAGACAGAGAGACAUAACCACAAUCAUCGCAGGUAGGACACAAACACACAGAGACUUCAGUAGAUCACAUCUAUAGAUGUAAUGUAUGUAUUGGUGCCUUUCAGGGUGUCGAUUGAGGACCUCUUUGCUGAGGAAUGGGAUAAUUUUUCAUCAGUGUGUUUUUCAUUUGUAUUUGUAUUGCUGGUGUAUUUCCUAUGUGGAAUUUGUUAUGUAAUUGUACGACGCAGGGCUCCCUAGCAAAAGAGACCUUGGUCUCAAUGGGACUCCCUGUUAAAAAAAAAAAAUCAGAUAAAAAGAUGUAGCUACAUGAUAGUGCUGCUUUUGUCCUUUACAGUCUCCAUAGUGACCAGAGAAGCUUUGAUACUGGCCACCCUACGCAGGAUGUGAGGUCAGAGACCCUCUCUAACCCCAGCUCUCCAGAGGCCUGCCCUAAGGAAAGGUGUGUGUGCAUGUAUUUCCCUCCCCCUCUCCCUCUCUCUAGGCCCAGCAGUGUAAAGUUAAAAGGGAGCAGUAGGACUAACGUCUCCCCCCCCCUUCUAGGCCCAGCAGUGUAAAGUUAAAAGGGAGCAGUAGGACUAACGUCUCCCCCCCCCCCCCCUCUAGGCCCAGCAGUGUAAAGUUAAAAGGGAGCAGUAGGACUAACGUCUCCCCCCCCCCCCCCCCCCCCUUCUAGGCCCAGCAGUGUAAAGUUGAAUGAGUGCAGUGCCAGCAGGACUAACGUCUGCUGCUCCUCAUCUAGCACGAGUAGCUUCAGCAGCGCAGCAGGAGAGAGAGAGGCCACCGACACUGACCCUGUGAGUGGCACCUGUUUGAGUGUGUGUGUGCGUGCUUCAAUGAGAAUGUGUGUAGUGUGGUCCUCUGUAGCUCAGCUGGUAGAGCACGGCACUUGUAACGCCAAGGUAGUGGGUUCGAUCCCCGGGACCACCCAUACACAAAAAAGAAAAAUGUAUGCACGCAUGACUGUAAGUCGCUUUGGAUAAAAGCGUCUGCUAAAUGGCAUAUUAUAUUAUUAUAUUAUAUAGUGUAUUUCUCACUUUAUCCCUCCUAUCCAUCUCUCCAUCCCUCCCCAUGUGUAUCUCUAGAACACCCUGGCACCCUCAGUGUUCCCCUCUGUUCACAGCCCCUCCCUCACUGUUGAAAGUCAGAGUUCAGGGACCCCUGUCAUUAUGUGCCGCAGCCCCACAGGUAACCACGACAACAGCUUCCUGUGCUUUUAAUAAUCAUACUUUUCUAACUGAACGUAAUUAUUUCUUAGUCAUUACAUCAGAGGAAAGGUUUGUUUAUAAAUGCUUGUUUUGUUUCUCUUUUCAAUCUAGAGUUAAAGAAUAAGAGCUCUCCUAGGUCCAACUUGAAGUUCCGUUUUGACAAAUUGAGUCACUCUGCAGCAGUAAGUAUUGUCUCUCUGAGUAUGAAUGUUGUGUGUGUGUGAGAGAGAGAGAACCUGUGUGUGUCACCAGCCCCUCCUGUCUUUCUAACAGGGACACUAGGUGAGAAACUAGGGAUGAGAGAGAGAUUAAACAGGUGAGGGAGGCUCUUGUGAAUUGAAAUAUGUUGUAUUUUAAUUUGUUUCUCACUCUGUUGUUUCUCAUUUUUCCCCUUUCUCAGUUCCAACAGGAUGGAGGGAUGAAGGAGAGUACAUUAGGGAUGUGUGGAGAGAAAUAA